Molecule: messenger RNA, 2583 nt
Organism: Antrostomus carolinensis (chuck-will's-widow)
Lineage: Eukaryota; Metazoa; Chordata; Aves; Caprimulgiformes; Caprimulgidae
Gene: CD101
Product: CD101 molecule
Exons: 7
Coding region: 1-2583 (860 amino acids)
Cellular component (GO): membrane
Source: RefSeq, a predicted model, not a curated record
AUGGCCUUGGCCCAGCGGCAAGUGACAGUGCAGGAAGGGCCACUCUACCGCACAGAGGGGUCCCACAUCACGCUGUGGUGCAAAGUGAGCGGCUACCAGGGUCCUUCGGAGCAGAAAUUCCAAUGGUCCAUCUACCUGCCCUCAGCCCCCGAGCGGGAGGUGCAGAUCGUCAGCACCGUGGACCCCUCCUUCCCCUACGCCAUCUACACCCAGCGGGUGCGCAGCCGGGGGAUCUACGUGGAGCGGGUGCAGGGGGACGCCGUCCUGCUGCACAUCACCGAGCUGCAGGACCGGGACGCCGGGGAGUACGAGUGUCACACGCCCAACACCGACGAGAGGUACUUUGGGAGUUACAGCGCCAAGACAACCCUCUUAGUGAUUGCAGACACGCUCUCAGCUUCCAUGGUGCCCCAGGUCCUCACCCGUGACGAAGGGGAAGCAGUGGAGCUCAUCUGUGAGGUGUCCAAGUCCACCAUCCAGCACACACAUCUCUCUGUUGGCUGGUACUGUCUUCAGGGAGCAGGAGAGAGUCAUGCUGAGGAGGUCCUCACCCUCUCCAAGGACUUUGUCUUAAGGCCAGGGCCCUCUUACAUGCAGAGGUUUCUGAUGGGGGACGUGCGGCUGAACAAGGUUGGGAACACCACCUACAAGCUCUUCAUUGGGGGAGUGAAGCCAUCUGACCAGGGGCAGCUGUACUGUGAGGCAGCAGAGUGGAUUGAGGAUCCUGAUGAGACAUGGAAGGACAUCUCCCGCAAGCAAACAGGGAGGACGUCGCUGGUGGUCAUGAGCCAGGGCAGAGACCUCUCCGUGGACAUCGCUGCUGCUGAAAGCUCCCUUUCUGAAGGUGAUACCUUGCAGCUAAUUUGCAUGGUGAGAGCCCAGAAGAACAGCAACAGGCACUUCCAAGUGCUUUGGUUCCUCAGUGGCGUGGAAGUGGCCAGGGUUGACCCCCAUGGGGUAUUGAUUUGGGAGGAAGAACAUGAGGAGAGAGCCAAGCUGGGGCAGCUCCGAGCAUUCAAGCAAAGCAAUGCUGUUUAUGUCCUCACCAUCUACGAGGUGAGGUUGAAGGAUAAUGGUACGUACCACUGCUCUGUUUCGGAGGUGAAGACUCCUGGAGACUUUCACAGCAUCCAGACGAAUCUGUCAUCAAGUAUCCAAGUCAACGUGAAGCCAAUAGGUCUCGGUCUGCACGUCACACUGAGAAGCCGAAUUGCUACUGUCACCUACGGGCAGAGUUUUGAACUCGUCUGCCAAGUGAGCGCCAACUACACCCUGGAUGAGGUGCCAGUGUCUGUGGGGUGGCAUUUCCAACCCAACCCACCCACCGGCCACAACCACGAGCUGGUCCGGGUCUUUCCUGGUGGCACCGUGGCCUGGGGGACAGCACAGCCACACUUGCAGGGGAAAGCCCAGCUGAUGAAGGCUUACAACUCCUUCAGGCUGCACAUCCACAAUGCUGCAGCUGCUGACGAGGGGACGUACCAGUGUGAGGUAGACGUCUGGAGGAGGAACACCCUGCCGCUGGGGCAGGCAGCGGCCACUGCGACAUCCAAUGCUGUGGGGAUAAAGGUGGUGCUGCCAGAAAGCAAGCUUCAGGUAGCUACCCAAGAGAGCUCUGUGGAGAUUGCCGGCGGUGCUGACACAGCCAUUGAGUGCAGGAUCGUGUUUGCCCAGAAUAAUUCUCAGUUUGCUGUUACCUGGUACCUCCUCCCUCCUCAUCCAGCGAAUGCAACCCCUCUGCAAAUCGUCAGGGCCAGCUACAGAAGUGUACUGGAAUAUGGGGCUGAGUUCAGCUCUCCUGCACAACAGUCCCGGUUCCUGAGCCUGAGGGUGUCCAGCAAUGUUUUCUGGCUGCGGAUACUCUCUGCAGACCCCAGGGACCAGGGCAGGUACUACUGUGUGGUAGAGGAAUGGCUCUGGCUGGUGGAUGGCUGGUACAAACUGGGAGAGAGAGCAUCGGGAAGGACCACACUGGAGUUCCAGCUCCCAGGGCGUGAACUGCAGCUGGAGAAAACCAACCUCAGCAUCUCGGUGAGGGAGGGCGAGGAGGUGACGCUGCAUUGCCUGCUGCACGGUGCCCACCUGCCCACCACCCACCUCUCAGCCACCUGGUUUCGGGAGAAGGAAAGGGGCCACAUCAGGCCCCUGCUCACCCUCCACCGUGAUGGUGCCAUCGAAUACCCUGGGGACAGCCUGGCAGGGAGGCUGCACCUCCGCCGCCCCGCCGCCGGCGACUUCAGCCUGACGCUGCAUGACGUGGAGAAGGAUGAUGCUGGGCUGUAUCACUGCCAGGUGCAGGAGUGGCAGCAGCAGAGCGAGGGGAAGAAGUGGUCUCUGCAAGCUUUGGCACGCUCGGGGUACACCCAGCUGACUACCAUCCCAGCAGAGUCAACUGUCUUGUCUAGGAUCUGCUCAUCCCCACCACUGCUGAACUUCAUCCUAUACUUACCCCUGGUUCUGAUCCUUCUCUUGGCCCUUGCUGUCUUCUGCCGGUACUUCAAAUCCAGAAAAAGCAAGAAGGGCAACAUCACAGGAAACCAGCUGAUGGAACUGGACGGGGAUGGAGGGGCCAAGAAAAUUUAA